UGCAGAAUUUCUACGUCAGAUGAAUUGUCAUGAAUAAUUGCUUGUAUAAUUUCUAUCGAUGCUUAGUUUGCAAACCAUCUAAGUUUAGAAAUAUGUGGUGGAAAACAGCUAUCUCAAGUUCAAUGACUCGCGUAAACAGUCUUAGCAGAUCCAGGAAAGUAAUUCUUGCACUCUUUGUUGUGUUGGUGUUCCUGUAUUACAUUGGCCCAAGAAUUUUUGGAUAUGGGACAAAGAAACAUGUGAUUCAUGCUAAUGUGGGAAAAUGUCUAGCUGCAAAGUUGUCGAGGUUCCAAGACAACAUUGACAAUUUUGAUGCCAUGACAAACUAUGUUCCACAAGUAUUGGCACAGAAAAACUACCCUACCUAUGUUGGCAACGGUUAUCUAGCAGUAAGCUUUGACAGCCAGAAUGGACUAUACAUCCGUCUGAAUCGAGCCCUUUCUUUACCAGUGCCGUAUUACCCAGUGGUCAACUCAUACAUUGAUAAUACUAGCAAAGAGGAAGUUGAUGUACUACAGAUCAGAGAUGGUAUAGCAAAUAGAAUUCAAAUAUUUAACACAAGGUCAGGAUGUAUAACUGCGGAGUCAGAGAUGUACGCCCACCGGUCCCGGCCCUCCCUUCUGGUACAGGACCUCCGUCUUCACAACCCGACACGCAGCGAAGUGGCCUUAGGUUUAGACCAGAUAUUAGCCUCUGGAUGGAAGGAUGCAAAAACAUCCUCAGAAAGUGCAGUGAACACAAUUGGUACAUCAGUUAGCUACACUCUUACUUGGGGACUGAUCAAGAUCGACGCUCUGGCCGAAGACUUGUUGUACGUCGGAGUGGCUAUCGCAUCGACGAACAUUAAAGACAAGACCUUGGUUCUCGAAGCCUCAAAGUUUGAAAAGAUACAAAUACUAACCACAAUUCAAUACACGAAGGCAGGACCACUAGACACCGUCCAGGGUCAGAUGACAGAUCUCCAGAAUGCCUGCAAACAGGAAUUGGAAGCAGCCCUUAAAAUUGACUCAGAGACUUUGAGAAGUGAACAUGUGGGUAUAUGGAGAAAGCUGUGGCAGAGUGGUUUUAGCAUCAGCUAUUCCCUGGCUGCUGAUGCCCUGAAUGGCGACAAGAUAAACAGCACCAUAUACUAUGUUCUCAGUAACGUCCCCGCCCCGUUACACGACCCAAAAACCAACCCAGAGGUUGCCUUGGAUUUGAAGAAAACCCUUCACUACCCAGAUCAGUGUUAUAAGGAGCAUACCUCACUUCAUUCAGGCACUCUGUGGGCUGAUGCCUAUGAUGAAGACAGUAUUGCCAGAAUUGUGACCACAUGGAUCAUAACACUGGAGAAACAGGGCUGUCUGCGGAUGAUCUCAGCAGGAGUGGAAGGCGUACUUCAAGCCAUGUUGUUAAGUAUUGGCUCGCUGCAUUUCGGAGAUGACCAUCUUGAAAUGAGGCUUCACCCAAAGGAUACACAUCGAGACUUCAACUUCCAUCGCAUAAACUAUGGCAACAACACACACAUGAAUAUUUCUGUCCUUGUUGGGGAGAACAAUAAAGCGAACAUUUUUGUGUCCCUGGACAGGAAUGAUAAGCCUUAUUAUGCAUGUGACGCAGGGUGCUUGGACCCUCCUGUGCCUCUCAGCAAUUCCUUUUCCAAGUUCCCUGUAAAGUUGACGGAGCCUCUCACUGCGAUACUGUAUGUGACGGCUGACAAAAUCCAUAUGGAGGAGCUCAAGCAUGCAAUACACGUCAAGGAGAUUGCAGAAGCACCAGCCCACGAGCACCAUGUGAUAGCUCUACAUAAACAUGGGCACCACUUUGGCGGAUUGCCCACUAUAUUCUGGGUCUCCAUAGCAUUCCUUAUCACUGUCUUCCAUUUAUUCCUAUUUAAACUCAUCUACAACGAGUAUUGCCAAGCGCAGGAUCGAUACUCUAGAUCUCGAUAUAAUUUAUAGCGGAAAGUGUGAAGUGCGAGUUCUUGAGAGCUUCAGGCGUUUUAAGCUCGUCUGAAUUUUUGAGAACAAAAUGCGGAAAAGUGGUUUUCAAAAUUAUAUUGAAGUUUUGAGGGGGUUUUGUUUUUAAAAUCAGACGUGCCUCAGGAACUCCUAACAAGUGCUUGUGGUGAAGCUUUCUUGUGAUUGUGUUAUAAAGGUGGAUCUGUGAUUUUAAGCAAUAUUCCAGAUCUCAGUAGUAUUUCUGGAUUUGAACAUGUGUUAGAACAUAUACAUGUUUUAAGCAUUACUUAGAAUGUGAUGUGACUUAUUUUGAUCAGAAUAUCUUCUGUUUGUAUGUGGCAGGGAACAAAGCCAUGUGGUACAUGUAUUCCAAGUAUUGUGCGUUUCGAAAAAGUGUGUUAAACUGUUUAAUUAACAUGCAAUGUGUGUGUGUUUUAUUUCCUUGGGUGAUUUAUGUGGAUAUGGAAUCUCCAUCUUUUCUACAGGUUCAUGUAGCUGGAAGAAGCUCGCAGUGGAUAAUUAAAUGUUUUUAUGCAAAGUUCAAAGUUUAUUGUGCAAAGGCCUCCGCUUGGGAGACUAGAAAACGGACUGUUCAUGUUAAUUGUUAGAUGAUUUUAAAGUUAUCUAAAAUCGCAGUAGCAUAUUUAAAAAAAAAAAAAAUUCAAUAUUUUUUUACAUAUUCGGUAUCAUAAUUUUUAGUAAGGAAUUAUAAGAUUUUUUUUUGAUUUUUUAAAAAAAUGAUUGAGUUUGAAAAUCCGGUGCCAGUGAUUGCACUGUUUGAAAACCAAAGUUCAGCAGGAACAAAUUUUAUUUGAAAAAUCUGCGAGGAUAGGAUGAUAAUUUUAAGCAAACUGUGUAGGAAAAUUUGGGGUGUUGAGAGGUGAGGAAAAGGAUGAUCAGUUUAAGUAAACUGUGUAGGACAUGGGCAAACAAAUUCAGUAAUAUUAAUAAAAUCUGUAUUUUAGUUUAUGUAUAACGUUUCAAAACCCACUUUUAUAAUGACAUUUCAUUAGUUAAACAUCCUUUUUUGAAAGCAUAGCUCUGGUGGUUUUCAGUUUAGCUUUUCCUCUACAGAAUUUUUUUGUACCUGUAGCAGAUUUCAUAGACCUAGAGGCUUGCAUAUGGGUGUUUUUAUGCUUGUCUGAUGAACUCUUUCAAAAUAUUAUGUUUUUUUUUCUCUCAUUUAAGCCCAUUUCAAGUGAAUGCACAUAGUGCUGGGAAGAAAAAUUGAUGACAUUAUAUCCAGUGUGGCUUCAUUUGGCAAAAACCUGGCACAAUUUUCACAUUAAAUAUCAACUCAAUUUUGCUGAAUGAUAAGCAUGACAUAUAAAGAAAAGGUUUCUGUGUAAGAUAAGAUUAUAUUUCACCUUGUGAACACCAAAGAAAACUAUACUUUUCGGAGCCAAAUCAGUGAAAUAUAUAGCUAUCUUACACUGCAACAAGCAAUAAUUGUUUUCCUCUCUAUGUAAACAUUUGAUAUUAUACAAAAGCUAUUUGUUUGAAUUUUGCCCAAGUCUUGCAGGUUUUUGGCAGAAAAAGAAUUGUAUUCUAGUACCUAGUACGUGGGAAGGCAGGAAAGGCUGAAUGUACAGGGUAAGACGGAGAAAGUUGAAUAAACAGGGAAAGUUGAAUGUUCAGGGGCAGACAAGGAAAACUAAAUGUACAGGGAAAAAAUGAGAAAGAUGAAUGUACAGGGGCAGACAAGGAAACAUGUACAGGGAAAAACAGAGAAAGAUGAAUGUACAGGGAAAGAAUGGGAAAGUUUUAUGUACAGGUAAAGUUGGGGUUACCUGAAUGUACAGGGAAAGACAGGGCAUGUUGAAUGUACAGAGCAAAUUGAAUGAACAGUGAAAUUUUGGGAAAGCUCAAUGUAAAGGAAAUGCUGAAUGUAGGGGUAAAAAGGGGGAAAUUGAAUGUACAGUGAACAACUCAAAAAACUGAAUGUACAGGGAAAGACAGGGAUAGCUGAAUGUACAGGGAAAGACAGGGAAAGCGGAAUGUACAGAGAAAAUUGAAUGUACAGGGAAAUUUUGGGAAAGCUCAAUAUAAAGGAAAUGCUGAAUGUAGGGGGAAAAAGGGGGAAAUUGAAUGUACAGGGAACAACUUGUAAAAAUUAAUGUACAGGGAAAGACGGAUAGCUGAAUGUUCAGUGAAAGCGGAAUGUACAAGGAAAGACUUGGAAAGCUGAGGGAUGUACAGGGGAUUUCAAGGAAGCAAGCUAUGUGACUAUUGUUCAUUUAUCCAUACAUUUGUGUGCAUAUAGUUUGUUGGUAAUGUAGUAGUGUAGUUUGUGGGUGAUGUAAAAUGGGGUUUUAUUAGUACUUAGUUAAGAAUACUUUUAGAGGCAUUGUUUUUGCAAGUUUAGUAAGUUGUGUGCCAUGCAACCCUUGUUAAAGGAAACCAAAACGGUGUCAUACUUGUACAUUUCCUGAUUGAGUAUUGCCAUUUUACACAAUCCUAUUUCCAGGUAUGUACAUAUUAAGAUUUUGUUAUAUCAACACCAAGGGAUUAUUAUUGUACUGUCAAUAAAACCAGUUUUAUUAUUUACCAUGUUUUUGAGAGUACGUUGAAAGACUGAUUUGUAAUGAAAAAAUAUUAUGUUACAUCUAAAUAAAAAGUUUUGAAGUUAGUAAAUUAUAUUUUUAGAAAAAAAAUAUGGUUAAACGUUCAAAUUAGCAUUAAAUUGUUUCCAGAAUGUUGAUAUUUAUUGAAAGAAAGACCAUAGUUUUUACACAGUUUAAAUCUGUAGAAACAGAAUGAAGAAUAGUAAAUAUUUUUAACUGCAAUUGUGUAAAACAUGUAGGCAGUUGACCAAUUUAGUGUUUGAAAUAAUAUUUUGUUUACUGGCCCAGCCUCUAUUUAAAUUUAAUGAUUCACCUGAUUUAAAUCACUUACAGCUAAGAGAUGAUUUACCAAUAUUUACAGUGUAUGGCAGAUAAAAAAAUUACUGCUGCACUUUUGGACAAAAUAUAGUUUUGAACACUAAAGUAUGUAAAUUUUGUUUCAUUUGUACAUAUGGGUAUUGUUGCUCAAAUGUUUGUCUGUUAAUUUAUUUAUUAAUGUAUGCAUUAGGAUCGAUUCAUGACUUUCUGUACGUAUCUGAUCUAAUUUCAUAGUAUGAUUGCUUUGGAAGACAAAAUUGUUAAUGUUUUGCCAUUGCAUUGCAUUGUCUUGAAAUAGCUUUUAUUUUGCCUCGUAUAACUUGAAAUCUGUUUCGGAUAUCAUACCAUCAAACCUUCAGUUUAUCUCUUGAAUAUGUCCUUUGACUUCAGUGGCCAUGAUGAUGAACAGUCAAGUCUGAGUUCAGACUUAAGCGGCAAAAAUGUCCUAGUUACUUUCUUUCUAGUUGAGUUUCCAAGAAGACAUUUGCUGAGUUGUAGAAAUAUUCACAUUUAUUUUUGUAAAAUGAAUGAAAUGAAGAUUCUUUUUUUAAUUAAUGAAAAAAAUAAUUUUUUAAGAAAUAUACUUUUUUGUUAGUUGAAAUUAAAGUGACACUCUUUAUUCAAAAUCAAUAUACACAUGUUUAACAAACAGAAGUUUUGAGUGCUAAACCUUUAACUACUUCUUAAAUUAUGCAUUUAUGGAAAAUAUAAAUUACUGGUUACAAGAUUGUAACUGUAUAUUUUACACCUGAAAACACACAAAUAUUAAAUGAUUGGUGAAUGCUAAAAGAUUUAGUGCGAUCUUCUAUGGUCUCAUAAGGUAGAAAUACCGUGUUUUCUGCACCUUUCUUUCAAGUUAAGCUUGGUAUCCUUCAUAAGAAGUUUUGUUUUUUACAUUUAUUCAUUCUUUUUGGUGUAUUAAAACAAUUGUAUUAAUUGUGGUGAAUCUUAUUUGGGAGUAAGAGUGCAUCUUUAAAGAAAACUAACAAUGUUUUUCACCAAUGUUAAAGAUUCAAGAUGCAUUUCAGAUAUUAACAUCGAGAUUAUUUCUAUUUAAUUUAUAUUUAUUUACCGUUAUAUUAUUUUUGACACAAAGUACUAUUAGGAUGUAUUAAAGGGAGGUAAUGAAACAAAAUGUUACUAUGAUAUAUAGCAACUUUAUUAAAAAAAUUGUCAAAAUAACAUAAUCUUGCCAUUAUAGAGCGCAGACAGACCUUUGUAAAUUCAUCAACAAUAGCAAUUUUUUGCAAUAAUGAUGGGUUGAUUGCAUUAAAGCUGCACUCUCACAGACUGUUUUUAUUUUUUUUGUUUUUUGUCUUGGAAUGAACCAAUGUUUGUGUAAAUAUCUGAAAACCUAUGAGAUAAUACUUGUGAAAAAAUAUCAGAUUGCUUUUUUUUAAUAUUUACAUUCAAUUUUUUUUUCCUAAUUUAAGCUUUACUAACGCUUUAAGAAAAAUGAGUGUUUCGGCAUAAAACAUCAAUUUUCAGACGUAAAUAUUAAAAACUGUGAUUUGAUCCUUUGUCAGCAGUCUUUUAUAAAUGGUUCUCAGUUAUUUAUGCAAAAAUUUGCUCAUUCUAAGACAAAACUAAAAGUGAAAAAAAGUUGUCAAAACAAUCCAUCUGUGAGAUUGCAGCUUCAAUAUAUGCUUAGGAACCUCCUUAUCAAUGAGCGUACAAUAACAUAUCGCAAGAUCAAGAACAGUUAAACAUUAAAUGUGUGUGACAAACUAAAUUAAACAUUCUACUUCCAAAAUCAUAUAAGCAUUGCCUUCAUUGACCAUAAAAGCUAUUAGCUUCAAAUAUACAGUAUUAGUACAACUACUCAGAAAUAAUGAAUUGAAAAAGGGGUCAUAAAAUAUGUGCUUUAAUAAUAUGGCCCUUAAUUCUUUACUGUUUUGAUCACUGAAAUCCAGGUGAUGCUGAAAUUUCCAUUACUGUGUGAAAUUAUCAUGUAUAUUACAUGUUUUAUAAAUGAAUAACAACAUUUGUUAUGUGUUUUAAGUAUGGUGCAUGUUUUAAGAGACGCUGAGUAAGCGAAGCGAUCGAGCCUUUUUAAAUUCUUUUAAACUGUACACAAGGUAUUCUAAAUUACUUAAGACUAUAACAUGUUUUUACCAUUGAAUGACCUAAAUUCUAACGUUGUAUAUUUAAAUCUUAACAAUUAAGUACGGUUCUUUUUAAAGGAUGACAGGCAAUUUCAUUGGUUAGAAAUGUUGGUUGUAAUCGAAUAUACUGUUUAAUAUCUUAAUGAUUAAGAAAGGCAGAGCUACCAAAGGGAUCAAGCCAUUCUGAAUCAUAAAGAUAUUACACAAUAUUCAUCAACUGAUUAUGACUUGUUUUCACCAAGUGAUAAUCAAAUUAUUCACAUUUGUUAAGUUGUUAAACUGUAACUCUAAACAAUUACACACGAUACCUAUUGAAUGCCAAUAGGCGGUUUCAUUGACUGGAAAUAUAAGUUAUAAUCUAAAUUUAUGUUCUUUGAAUUUCUUCACAAAUUUGUUAUAAUUUUUCUUGUCUAUGAUGCGGUAUCAUGGUUUUGAUAUCUUGUCUAAGAUGUGGUAUUAUUUCAUAUUAUGUCUAUGAUGUGGUUUCAUUUUUUUGAUAUCUUGUCUGUGAUGUGGUAUCACAUUUUCGUUAUCUUGUCUAUGAUGUGAUAUCAUGUUUUUGAUAUUGUCUAUGAUGCAAUAUCACAGUUUUGAUAUCUUGUCUAUGAUGCGAUGUCAUGUUUUUGAUAUCUUGUCAAUGGUGUGGUAUCAUGUUUUUGAUAUCUUGUCAAUGGUGUGGUAUCAUGUUUUUGAUAUCUUGUCAAUGGUGUGGUAUCAUGUUUUUGAUAUCUUGUCUAUGAUGCAAUAUCAAAGUUUUGAUAUCUUGUCUAUUAUGUGAUAUCACAUUUUUGAUAUCUUGUCUUUGAUGUGGUAUCAUGUUUUUGAUAUCAGAUCAAUAUUUGUUUUGUUUAUGAAUAUAUUUAUGAAUAUUCCUUAGCAACUUGGAAAAUAAUAAAUAACCCU
Mya arenaria is the source of this 7830-nucleotide messenger RNA. RefSeq lists its product as uncharacterized. NCBI's taxonomy places the organism in Eukaryota, Metazoa, Mollusca, Bivalvia, Myida, Myidae. The transcript is spliced from 14 exons. The coding region runs from base 30 to 1940 and encodes 636 amino acids. The record is from RefSeq and is a predicted model, not a curated record.